Silurus meridionalis is the source of this 558-nucleotide messenger RNA. Its product is annotated as doublesex- and mab-3-related transcription factor A2-like. The coding region runs from base 56 to 445 and encodes 129 amino acids. NCBI's taxonomy places the organism in Eukaryota, Metazoa, Chordata, Actinopteri, Siluriformes, Siluridae. Gene Ontology annotation, biological process: regulation of transcription by RNA polymerase II; sex differentiation. Gene Ontology annotation, cellular component: nucleus. Gene Ontology annotation, molecular function: DNA-binding transcription factor activity, RNA polymerase II-specific; RNA polymerase II cis-regulatory region sequence-specific DNA binding. The record is from RefSeq and is a predicted model, not a curated record. The transcript has 2 exons.
UCCGUCUCAGUUCACACUCAAUCACUCACUCACUCUCACACACAUUCAGGACGACAUGGACGGCGCCCUCCCCACGCUGCACGCGCCCCUGUUGCUGCGCGCGCCGCGCCUCCUGGAACGUGCGCAGUACCCCGCGCGGAGCCCGAAGUGCGCGCGCUGCCGGAAUCACGGCGUGGUGUCGGCGCUCAAGGGCCACAAGCGCUUCUGCCGCUGGAGGGACUGCGCAUGCGCCAAGUGCGCUCUCAUCGCCGAGCGCCAGAGGGUUAUGGCGGCGCAGGUGGCUCUUCGGCGACAGCAAGCGCACGAGGAAAGCGAAGCGCGACAGAUGCAGAUCCUCUACACGGGGUCGAGCCUCAUGGACAGAGGUGCCAACACGCCGGGGUUACACCCCGCCUUCACCACCGAGCACAGGAAGAACGGAGAACAUUUAAAAAUACAUGUUUAACGGCUUCAUGGUCGGCUCUCACGUUUGCCCUGUGACGUCUCCAGUGGCAAAGAUUGACCUGGACCCAGAGGUCAGUCCCACAGAGCCACUUCAGCUAGGUGGAAACCAGUCUC